This is a messenger RNA of Pogona vitticeps (central bearded dragon), 3739 nucleotides long. RefSeq names its product NPL4 homolog, ubiquitin recognition factor (gene NPLOC4). Lineage: Eukaryota; Metazoa; Chordata; Lepidosauria; Squamata; Agamidae. Gene Ontology annotation, biological process: ubiquitin-dependent protein catabolic process. The record is from RefSeq and is a predicted model, not a curated record. Gene Ontology annotation, cellular component: nucleus. Gene Ontology annotation, molecular function: ubiquitin binding; ubiquitin protein ligase binding.
AGUAUUGGCGGUGCACGGGCGACGGAGAGGGCGGGCAGGAGGCGGUGCUACUGGAGCCGGGGCAGGACGUGGGUCGGGAGCGGCUGUGAGGACAUGGCGGAGAGCAUUAUAAUCCGUGUGCAGUCCCCAGAUGGAGUGAAACGUAUCACAGCAACAAAACGGGAGACUGCUGCAACAUUUUUGAAAAAGGUUGCAAAAGAAUUUGGUUUCAGGAAUAAUGGAUUUUCUGUGUACAUCAAUAGAAACAGGACUGGUGAGAUUACAUCCUCUCCCAAUAAGUCUCUGAACCUACUAAAAAUCAAACAUGGGGAUAUGCUGUUCCUUUUUCCUUCAACUCCAGCUGGUUCUUCCUCUGAGAACAUGGACAUCUCAGUUUCUCAAGGUGCACGCCAAAUCAGUGCUCCCCAGGUCAUAGAAGAUGAAAUUGAUCAGUAUUUAAUAAAACAAGAUGGGAAGAUUUACAGAAACCGAGACCAGCAACUAUGUCGACAUAGCCCAUUGGGUAAAUGUGUGCACUGUGUACCAUUAGAGCCUUUUGAUGAGGAUUAUUUAAACCAUCUGGAGCCUCCUGUGAAGCAUAUGUCAUUCCAUGCCUACAUCAGGAAACUGACCGGAGGGGCAGACAAGGGAAAGUUUGUUGCCCUUGAAAAUAUCAGCUGCAAGAUUAAAUCUGGAUGUGAGGGACAUCCCCCAUGGCCAGAAGGCAUUUGUACCAAGUGCCAACCAAGCGCCAUCACACUCAACAGGCAGAAAUACAGGCACGUGGAUAACAUCAUGUUUGAGAACCAUACAAUUGCAGAUCGCUUCUUGGACUUCUGGAGGAAGACCGGAAACCAGCAUUUUGGAUACUUAUAUGGGAGAUAUACAGAACACAAAGACAUCCCUCUGGGUAUCCGAGCUGAAGUUGCUGCCAUCUAUGAACCUCCUCAGAUUGGUACGCAAAACAGUUUGGAACUCCUGGAAGACUCAAAAGCAGAGAUUGUGGAUGAGAUUGCUGCCAAGCUUGGCCUGAGAAAGGUUGGCUGGAUAUUCACUGAUCUGGUCUCCGAGGACACACGGAAGGGGACUGUCCGGUACAGCCGGAACAAGGACGCAUAUUUUCUAAGUGCAGAAGAGUGCAUCACAGCUGGGCAUUUUCAGAAUCAGCAUCCCAACAUAUGCCGCCUUUCUCCAGAUGGUCACUUUGGAUCUAAGUUUGUCACUGUGGUGGCUACAGGGGGCCCUGAUAACCAAGUCCACUUUGAGGGCUACCAGGUAUCUAACCAGUGCAUGGCUCUAGUGCGCGAUGAGUGCCUGUUGCCGUGCCGUGAUGCUCCAGAACUUGGCUAUGCAAAGGAAUCCAGCAGUGAACAAUAUGUGCCUGAUGUCUUCUAUAAGGAUAUAGACAAAUUUGGCAAUGAGAUCACUCAGCUAGCUCGUCCUCUUCCUGUUGAAUACCUAAUCAUAGAUAUUACUACCACGUUCCCCAAAGAUCCAGUUUAUACAUUUUCUAUCUCUCAAAAUCCAUUCCCUAUUGAGAAUCGUGAUGUGUUGGGAGAAACUCAGGACUUUCAUAGUCUGGCUACAUAUUUGUCCCAGAACACCUCCGCUGUGUUUCUUGACAUCAUCUCUGAUUUCCAUCUGCUCCUGUUCUUGGUCACCAAUGAAGUGAUGCCCUUGAGGGAUAGCAUCAGCUUGUUGCUGGAUGCAGUAAGGACCCGAAAUGAAGAGCUUGCACAGACUUGGAAGAAAUCUGAGCAGUGGGCCACCAUUGAGCAACUGUGCAGCACCGUUGGCGUUCAGCUGCCAGGACUCCAAGAGUAUGGUGCCAUGGGCGGCUCAACACAUGCAGCAACCUCUUCCAUGUGGGCCUGUCAGCACUGCACCUUCAUGAACCAGCCAGGCACAGAUCACUGCGAGAUGUGUAGCCUCCCUCGUAGCUAGGCCCCAUUUGGCUUGGCAUUCAGGGCGGCCAUUAAAGACCAGCUGGCAGAAAUACAGAGGCAAACCCUUAGCCAGGCAGGACUGUUCUUCCUCCUGGGAUGAUGCACCAUGCGGGGCGGGGCAGAAUGGGCAAGUGGGGGAGCGACCCCUAUCACAAGCACUCAGUGCCAUUCCGAGGGUGGUAGCUUGCAGGUGGAUCUGGAAAUCCCUGGGGAGAAGAUGACAACAGCCCUUCCACUGCUGCUGCCUUGUCUUUUUGUUGCUCUCAGUAUUGCAGAAAGCCAGAGGUCAUGUUUCCCUUGAGCUGCAGUUGCACGGGUGGCUCAUCAGCUCUAUGGGCACAUGGCAGUGUGGCCAUGCCCCCGUUAGCUUGCAUGAUACAAGCUUCCCCAGCCUUAAAUCAGUCAGUGAGGCUAGGCAGCAGUGUUGAAGGGAUGACUCGGUCCCCCAGGGCUGGCUUGCCUAAUGUUGCUGUCUUGACAUGCUUUGCAUUUAGCCCCAGAGUUACUGGGUCAGUGGUGCCUGAGUCACUGCAGUCUGCCCUCCUAAUUAUAGCUUCCAAAUUGAGUGACCUGCAAGGACAGCAUAUGCAGUGGUCUUAGAGCCACUGGCUAAGCCCCAAAGCACCUUGGUGCUAGAAAGAAGAGAAAGCAACCUUCUCAAGUUGGUUACGGGUGUCUCUGGUUCCCUGUUGACCUAUUCCUUGUCCAGCUCAGCCUUAACAAUGUCAAAUUAAAGCGCUUUGUUGACUGCUUUUCCCUGAUGCUUCACAUCUAAGCAACAGGAAGAGUCAGUCUCACCCAAAUCAAGCAUAGUGGGGAACAGAUAGCUUCCUGCUCUGGAAGCGAACACCAUCUCGGACAACAUAAUCUGAGCUGUGUCUGCAUUGGGCAGGCAAGGUUCAUAAGCAACUCCUUGCCUUGGUUCUCCACAUGCCAUCUUCCCUUUAUGUUUGAAGUUGUUUCCUGAUAUCUGUACCUGUGAAGAGGCAAGACUUGCAACUACCUUCCUCUUGCCUAUUAAUAACUUGAAUAUCAUCCCAGCAGGGCAAAGCUAAAGGUGACAUUUGUAUCUUGGAGCUUUGUCUUACUCCACCAUGAACCAGGAACGGUGCAACUGAUGCAUCCAAAACAUUUCUUUCCUCGAGAAGUCAGAUUUGCCCACUGUCCACAUAAACACUUUAGCAGUGUCCUUAAGCUCUUUAUUUCUCAAAUGUGUGAGGUCCUCCAUUCCCAGCUGUUCAGAGAUGUGCUUUCACAAUCCAAAUCUUCCCUAGCAUCUCGGCCGGCAGUUUUAGGGUGUGGCUGGUUCUUUUGUUCAGCAGGAGAUCUCCAUGGCUGACCUAUUGUCACCAAGGUACUUUUUUUGUCAGCUUUAUUACAGAGAAACAAGGAAGGUAUUUACAUCAUCUGUUGAGUUAUUGGACAGAAAGCGUUGUGUUUUAGACCUUCCUCCAUUUUUUUUUUAUCACCACAGCAAAAUGUGCCCCCAAACCCCGGUCCUCAUUAUGGGCAUGUAGGCCUGGCACCCAGACAGCUGCCAUGAGGGAUGUGGUCUCUCUAUUUUCCAUGGCAGAAGUAUCGUGGGCUUUGUUGGCCAAGUGUUUGGAAACACUUCAUUUGGUCCUAGUUAUUGCUGAUAGGACAUGUGACAUGGGUUUGUGUUUUGACUAGAUUUCUUAAACUCACUGGGCUGUGGCCGCUCUCGCUAUUCCUCUUCAUUCUAUGGGUUGCAGAGGUAUGUGAUUGGACUGGAGUUAACUGAAUACAGCCCUGCAAAUAAAAUCUAUUACAAGCAUCUAAAAUGGCAGCCUCCG